This is a messenger RNA of Phalaenopsis equestris, 688 nucleotides long. RefSeq lists its product as uncharacterized. The record is from RefSeq and is a predicted model, not a curated record. Lineage: Eukaryota; Viridiplantae; Streptophyta; Magnoliopsida; Asparagales; Orchidaceae. Bases 206 to 550 code for a protein of 114 amino acids. The transcript has 5 exons.
CAGUGACUGCAGGCCCAGCCGCCUCUACAUAUCUCCGCCGACUUUAUGACCAGCGGUUUCGGUUCCCUCGGUUUCUCUACUUAUACCAACGCCUUUCAUCAUCGCGCUCGCAGUCAGCAUCUACCUCUUUAUAUCUCAAUAUCCUCGUUUCCUUUGGUGCCUCCGUAGACCUAUAGCUUCUAAACCAGGCUAAGGACCGGGAAACAUGGCCGGGAUGGGGGAUGGAGUAUCUGAUCCUAGGUUACACUUGCCUGGAUCGGAUCGGCAGAAGCAGAAGCGGCUAGUUUUCGACAGACGCUACGGCUGGGUGUUUGAUGAGUGGAAAGACCCCGCAGAAGAAGCUUUAGCUGGCGGAAGGGGAAUGUUUUGUGUGGUGCCAAUUGCUAAGUGUUUGCUCAGGAUGGCCUCCCAGUCGAUUAAUUGCGCUGUAGAAUCCGUGGCAAAAGUCCGGGAAAGCUCAGGCCAGAUCCCUCCACCGGCACUGCAUGCAGUUCUCAUCAACAAAUACCAGAAAGUCAAGGAUUUGAGCAAAAGCUCAACAAUAACUUGAUGUCACCUGUUUCCCCAUCGACUUUGUUGGAGCUGUCCACAGCUAUUUUCACAUAGCUGCAACAAACAAACAGUCAGCUUUCCCGCAACAGCUUCCCUACAACAGCUUCCUGCGACAGCGCAGCUGCAGCUGCCCCAA